Helicoverpa armigera (cotton bollworm) is the source of this 2631-nucleotide messenger RNA. Its product is annotated as synaptic vesicle glycoprotein 2C. The coding region runs from base 123 to 1760 and encodes 545 amino acids. The transcript has 11 exons. NCBI's taxonomy places the organism in Eukaryota, Metazoa, Arthropoda, Insecta, Lepidoptera, Noctuidae. Gene Ontology annotation, biological process: transmembrane transport. Gene Ontology annotation, cellular component: membrane. The record is from RefSeq and is a predicted model, not a curated record. Gene Ontology annotation, molecular function: transmembrane transporter activity.
UGACAAUAGCUAUAAAAUAUUUGUAAAAAAAUGCCAUCGACUCAACUCUGGCUAGACAUGUAGUACCGACACAUUAUCACGUUCAAAUUUUUAGGUUUCGAGUAGACUGAAGACCGUUAACCAUGGCGGCAGAAAAACCAUAUGACUAUGAUGUAGUCCCUGCCGUAGAGGUUCUAGAAGCAGAGAUGGCUAUGAACGGCUCUAUGGAUAAAAGUGGCGGGAAAGGCGACAAGUCAGCUGCGACCCUAGAUGACGCCAUGUUGUUAUCGGGUUUCGGCAUGUACAACAUCUUGCACAUGCUGAUGUCAGGCGUCAUCCUGCUGGGCAUGAUCAUGCAGAGCCUUGCGUUAGGCUACAUACUGCCGGCGGCGCAGUGUGACCUGGAGCUCACGCUGCAGCAGAGGGGCUGGCUGUCUGCUAUACCGUUCUUAGCUAUAAUCCUGACAUCAUACUUCUGGGGCUGGCUGGCAGACACGCAGGGCAGGAGACCAGUCAUGCUGUUCUCCAUGAUCAUAUCUGCCGUCUUCUCAGCCUUCGCCAGCUUCGCGCCUGAGGUCAUCUCGUUUGGUGUACUGGUCUUUUUGUCUGCUAUAUUCAUGUCGGGCUCAUCAGCUGUCGUAUACACAUACCUGGGCGAGUUCAACAACCUGCGCCACAGAGACAAGAUGGUGGCAUUCGGAUCAUCCUUCGUCGGCAUCGGCACCGUCAUUCUGCCAUGUGUAUCCUGGCUAAUCUUGCCCCUAGAAUUCGCCUACCCCAUCCCAUUCCUGGGCAUCGAAUACCGUCCAUGGCGGCUUCUAGUAGUAGCCUGUGCCAUCCCCUUCGCGUUGGGCUCCGUGCUGCUCCUGUUCGCGCCCGAGAGCCCCAAGUUCCUGUUCGCGACCGGAGACUAUGAUGGUGCUUUAGAAGUUGUCAAGAGGAUCUAUUAUAGGAAUACGAAGAUGGAGGUUGACAGUUUUCCUGUUACCUCCCUAAUCAUAGAGAACCAGAUGACGAAGACAUCUAACGUGAAGGGCGCUGCGGCUAUCUGGGCGUCCAUGAAGGAGCAGACGGUGCCGCUGUUCCAGAGGCCGCUGCUGCCCUGGACUGCUCUCACCUGCUUCGUGCAGUUCGGGAUAUUUGCCACAACUAACGGAUUCUACGUGUGGUUCCCGUCCAUCCUCAAUUCUCUGGCAAACCACGAGGGCGGAGAGACCAAGAUCUGUGAUGUUCUCGACGCUGGCAGAGAUGCUGUAUCUAAUGGCACUAUAAUCUGCGACGACACAAUCCACACCUCAACCUUCGAGCGUUCCAUCUACAUUGGCCUGGUCUUCUCCUCCAUGUACAUCAUCGUGGGCUUCCUAGUAGACUAUGUGGGCAAGAAGCCGAUCCUCGUGGUGAUCCUGGGCUUCACCGGCAUCAGCGGCAUCUGUGCUCACUUGGCCUAUAACCAGCAGUUGGCCGUGGUGCUGUUCGCUAUCUUCCAGAUGUCUGGAGCGUGUAUUGGGUUGAUGAAUGCUGUGGCUGUUGAGUUGUUCCCUACUAAGUUUAGAGCGAUGGCGAUCUGCUUAUCCAUGAUGAUGGGUCGCGUGGGCUCCAUGGUGGGCUCCAACCUCAUCGGACUGUUCCUCGAAGUCAACUGUGGUGCUGGCUUCUAUCUGUUCGGAUCUAUUAUUAUUGUAAAUUCGCUGUUCUGCCUAACAUUACCGAACAAGAAAAGGAUCCCACACAAGAAAAUCGUAGUGGAAUCAACCCAAAACGAGACCCACGAACCCGUAUGAACCGGUUCAAACCAGAAACAUGGAACUGGACAGAACUAGUUAAUUCUGUUGCGAAGAAAACGAUAAUUGAUGAUUAAAUACUCCGAAAUAAGUCUUAGGACUUGUUUAUUGGCAAUGGGACCGAGUUCCUUACUGAAAUUAGUUAAGGAAAUCAGGUUUAAUUCAUCGCCAAUAGAUAGGCCUAAGAACCUAUAGUUAAUUGAAGGCUAUUAUUCAGAUGAUGAUGAUGAUGAGGCUACCGCGCUUGAUUUUACUACUUAUUAAAAUAAAUAUGUCUUUAAAUAAAAUAAAAAAAAAACAGUUGCGAUUAAUUAUUUAGUGCAAAGAUAAUGUCGUUCUUGGUAAGAAUACCUUAUUUAUACACACAAACCACAUUCUGUGUUACUAUUGUGCAAAUGACCGGACUUUAUGCGACAGUGGCGCCAACUGGUGACCAAUUACGGUAGCCCCUGUCAGAUGUGAUGAAUGAAGUGAUCAGAUGUAUUAGUUUAAUUUAUUUUUAUAAGAAGAUAAUUUUAUAUGAAGAAAUGUAAUUAUUUAACAACCAAAGAUUGUUGAGUAGUUAUAAGAUAUAACUUUAGCAUUUAAAGAGAUUGUAUACGAUAUUAGGUUAGGAGUAACGAUAAACUAAGUGAGAAUGUUCUAAUGCUCACAAGAGUUAAAAAGUUAACACUAAACUUAAUCUUUAAAACACGUUUAAUUAUUACGAUUGUAACUAGCAUAUUUUUUAAUGUUACGUCGUAACUAAUUGUAACUGAUAAAACUAUGACGAAAUACAAACAGCAAGCUUGUUUUACAGACAUGAGAUGAAGUCAUACUGCCAUAAUAAAUAUCUUCUGUUAAUUAUUUGUAAGAUUAAAAGCAUUUAAAA